This is a messenger RNA of Nannochloropsis gaditana CCMP526, 414 nucleotides long. RefSeq lists its product as uncharacterized. The coding region runs from base 1 to 414 and encodes 137 amino acids. The record is from RefSeq and is a predicted model, not a curated record. The transcript has 5 exons.
AUGAUCACAUCUGAAGACCUACGCCAGCUCUCGAGAAUUGCAAGGAUAUUGGGAUCGCCACUCCAUGGAUUACGACUAUAUUGCGAUGCCUCCAUCGAAGGAUUGCAGGAUGUCAAGGGUUUCGUGCUUUUCACAAUUGCCCCUCCCUCUCACAAUUAUGCGAAGGAUCCAGUAUCUGCCGAUGAAUUAAAUGAGGCCAAGCAUAUUUUGGUCGAGGCUGGCACUGCUGAACUCUCCGACAUCAUCCCUGUCCAUGUUUUUUGCGAAGCGACUUACGAGGAAGUGGAGAAGGCCCUCAUUAAAGAUGUGCGCCUCCCUCAGUUGAUUUCCAGCCCUAAGGGUGUAGGAAAAGAGCGGCAAGCAGAAAGAAGGGGAAACAAAUUUGCAGGAGUGCUCUCGUGUAUCGAGCACUAG